Molecule: messenger RNA, 859 nt
Organism: Cimex lectularius (bed bug)
Lineage: Eukaryota; Metazoa; Arthropoda; Insecta; Hemiptera; Cimicidae
Gene: 7B2
Product: neuroendocrine protein 7B2
Exons: 6
Coding region: 121-822 (233 amino acids)
Biological process (GO): neuropeptide signaling pathway; regulation of hormone secretion
Cellular component (GO): secretory granule
Molecular function (GO): enzyme regulator activity
Source: RefSeq, a predicted model, not a curated record
GCCCCCAGUUAUGAAUGAGAACAGCGAUCAAUAGCGAAACGGACCGACCAACAGUCUCACCCACCAUCUUGAUGGACUAAGUCGAACAGGUGGCUCCUCUGAAAGGGUAAGGUAGAGACAAUGGGGGUUUUUUCCCUCAUUUUAUUUGGAGCAUUCGCCGUACUCACUUCAGCAUAUUACCCUCCAUUUAAAGAGAGUGGCCUUGGAGAUGUUUUGAUGCGUGAGGUGAUGGAUAAAACUGGGCAAGAUUUGGAAAACUAUCUUGAGGAUUUAGACCCCAGCAUGAACUACCUUCAGCUUAUUUCACGGUCUUACAAGGAUUCUGAUUACCAGGAUAGCCCCAGCCCAAGAGAUCACGAGUAUUUGCAGCACAGCUCCCUUUGGGCAAAUCUCAUGCAAGGGUCAAAUGAAAAUGAGGAAACAGGACCACAAAUGGCAAUGCUUGGAAAUCAGAAACAGCUGAAUAGAAAACAGGACAAUCUUCCAGCGUAUUGCAAUCCACCUAAUCCUUGCCCAAUAGGGUAUACUGGUGAAGAGGGCUGCCUGGAAGAAUUUGAGAACACGGCCAGUUUUAGCAGAGACUACCAGAGCCAGCAGGAAUGCAUGUGUGACACUGAACAUAUGUUUGACUGCAGUGCGUCGCACAUGAACAAUGACCUCUCCCAAUCAGAUUUGAGUCGGAUUGUACAACAGUUCCAUGUAGAAGAUGAACACAAAUCUCUUGUGGCUAAAAAAUUUCAUGUCAAGAAGUCUUACAACCCUUAUCUGAUGGGAGAGAAGCUUCCUGUGGCUGCCAAGAAAGGCUUACGAGUUAGAUACUAACCACAGUAAAUUGCAACAUUCACUUUUUAAGACUCUG